Prorocentrum cordatum is the source of this 941-nucleotide messenger RNA. The record is from the annotation of a GenBank genome assembly. Lineage: Eukaryota; Dinophyceae; Prorocentrales; Prorocentraceae.
AUGUCUGUUGGCGCUGCUGCUCCGGUCACCGCGUUCGCGGUGGUGCUCUUCAUGAUGGCCGCUGUCGGCGUUUCUUCGAACCGCCCAGCCACAUCGCCGAACAACGGCUUCAGGAACAAGGACAUCUGCUCCGUGAUAUCUGGCAUGAAACGGUCCGUGAACUGCUGCAGGAACUGGUGGUUCGGCCCGGAAUUCGCCAACGUCUUGUGGCUCGCAUCCGCGUCCAGGCCGCGGUCCGACUUGAGCCUCGUCGGCUGGUCCAUGAGGGGAUUCAGCAAUCAGCAACGGCCUCCUGAUGCUGGUGUUGGCCGUGCAGUACCCGGCGAACUCGCACCUGACCGGACGGUGCACAACCAGAAGCGCACGAACGGCGAGCUCAUCGAUAAGGUUUCGGCCAUGGCGCAGCGCAUCAGGACCAUCGUGCAGAAGCAGCGCAGCACCGCCUUCCAGCCCCCGAGUGAGGCACACAACGACAACAAGGAGACGCUGCAGGCGCUCGCGGUUGAGAUCGCGGACCUCCGGGGGCACCUCGACUUGAUCCCUGACAAGUGUGCGAGUGAAUUGGCAGAGCUCAAGGCAGAGCUCAAGCCGGAUACCACGUGCUCCAAGGGCAACACCGACGCGAGCCUCCCGCCCCAGAGCGUGGAUGCCCAGAACAAGCUGAACAAUACGAAAAAGAUGGUGCAGAAGCACACGCAAAACGCGCACAUGGGCUCCAACACAGAACACGGCAACUCCUUGAUAGAUAAUGGUUCUUGUUCCGGGAGUUUCCCCGACACGGACAUCCCGCUGAAGCGCGUGGACGACAUGAGGAAGUUGAACAGGAUUACGAAGUUGAUGGAGGCGCUCGGGAACGACAAGCUUAUGGGCUCCAAGGCAGAUUACUUCGACAUCCUGAGCACGAGCAUUUGCACCAAGGAGUGCCUGGACUCGUUUGCGAA